Molecule: messenger RNA, 839 nt
Organism: Hydra vulgaris (swiftwater hydra)
Lineage: Eukaryota; Metazoa; Cnidaria; Hydrozoa; Anthoathecata; Hydridae
Source: RefSeq, a predicted model, not a curated record
UUCGAAUAUAUUUUUUCGAACUAAAAAAAAUCAAACUGUAAGACCAACACAACUACGCGAUGAGUUUGAGUAAACUUUUUGCUGGUAGGAAGAGGAAUAGUUCAGUAUGGAAAUGGUUGAAAUACGAUGCGUCAUCCGACAAAUCAGUAUGUUUAGUUUUACUUGAUGGUGAAAAAGUAUGCAAUACAAAGUUGUGUGGAAAGAACCCAACAAAUCUUAAACUACAUUUAGCAAGAAACCAUAAGUCUGUACACGUUGAGCUGGAAGAGUCGGAAUUAAAGAAAUUAAGUGAAAAAAAGCAAACAGGGAUAAAGAGAAAAGCAGUGGAUGAAAAUGGACCCACUCUUUUAGAAUCGUCCUCAAAUCAGAACCAGACCUUGAUUCAAUGCAUUAAUCGUAGGAAUACCGCAUGGCCUAUUAAUUCACACGAGCAUAAAAUUCGACUAAACUCUCUUAUUCAAAUGAUAAUUGCAACAUGUAAUCCAGUGACAUUGGUGGAUAAUGCGAGUUUUAGAAAGUUAGUUAAUACCCUGGAUUAUAAAUUUUCAUUGCCUGCUUCUGCCAAAAUUACUAGCCUACUUAAUGAAGAAUUUACUGUUUUAACGAGAAAACUUCGUGACUUCAUAUCUGAAGGCAGGCGCUUCACAGUAUGCCUUGAUGGCUGGACUAAAAAAGGUCUUACUGCGUCCUUUUUAGGAAUUUCGGUUUGUUUUUUUCACUUCAAAUCCGAAAAACCAAUACAUGCUCUGCUUAAUUUGUAUCUUGUGAAACAUCCACGUACAGAGAAAAAAUAUUGCUUGUUAUUUCGGACAAUGGAGCAAACAUGGUCAAAGGCAUAA